Symsagittifera roscoffensis is the source of this 2367-nucleotide messenger RNA. RefSeq names its product metabotropic glutamate receptor 7-like. NCBI's taxonomy places the organism in Eukaryota, Metazoa, Xenacoelomorpha, Acoela, Convolutidae. The record is from RefSeq and is a predicted model, not a curated record. Gene Ontology annotation, biological process: G protein-coupled receptor signaling pathway. Gene Ontology annotation, cellular component: plasma membrane. The coding region runs from base 19 to 2127 and encodes 702 amino acids. Gene Ontology annotation, molecular function: adenylate cyclase inhibiting G protein-coupled glutamate receptor activity. The transcript is spliced from 6 exons.
UUUUCGUCCAACACCGAGAUGCAGUUGUUGCUGGCGGCUGCCCAGAACAGUGGCAGGGACCCCCACUUCAUCUGGCUGGGGAGUGACGGCUGGUCUGGCAACCUGGAGAUGAGUCACUCCCACGAGCAGUACUUAGAGGGCGCCAUUACUGUACAACCGGACUCGGGAGUAGUCAGAGGUUUCGAAGACUACUUCGUUGGUUUGAGACCGGGGGCGGAGAGACGUGUGAUCAACCCCUGGUUUGACGAGUAUUGGACUAAAGAGAUGGGGUGUAGGGUAAAGGGUAUCCCUAACACCUCCCCAUUCCACCAAGACGUCACCAGAAUUUGCGAUAAGAGUGAAUCGAUACCCAAAUCUGACGUCGAAAUCAACACGCAGACCCAGUAUGUUGCGGACGCAGUCUUCGUUUUUGCUCACGCUCUCGAUCUUAUGUACAAGGACAAAUGCGGUGGUCAAAAUCAAGAUCAAAACCGAACUGAAACUCAAGGUGAAGACCAAAGCCAAGGUCAAAACCAAACUGAAACUCAAGGCCACGCCCAAAAUCUAGUCCACGUGGAGUCUGGAGAAGGAGACGGACCCUGUGAAGGAUUUCUUCCCAUCAAAGGGGAAGAAUUAUUGCACUAUAUGAAGAAAGUCGAAUUCAAUGGCUUAAACGGAAACAUAGUAGCUUUUGAGGAAGACGGUGACGCGCCACCCAAUUACAAAAUCCUCAAUUUCCGCAAGGACCAACCCAGUGGUACGUACGGGUAUGUCGAGGUGGGCCACUACAAAAACGACCAAUUGGAACUAAACGGGGACCUGGUUCGCUUCGCUGGAGUGGAGUUUGAGCAACCGCCGACAACAACUUCGCAGCAGUUGCAGGUGAUGGGCAGACAGACUGUGUAUGCAAAGGAUGUAAAUGAGUUAGAUGAUGAAGCUGACGCUGACGAUGGCCUAAUGAUGAGUCACGUGCCGCAGUCCGUGUGUAGCGAGGAGUGUCCGCCUGGACAAGUGAAGCUCAUUCAAAAUCCAGCGUGUUGCUGGAUUUGUCAGUCAUGUCGAGUGCGUGAAUACCUCUUCAACGAGACUGCCUGUCGUGAAUGUCCUCCACAGCACAAACCCUCCGACGCCAAAUCCAAAUGCGAUCGGAUAUCCAUCGAAUUCGUCAACUUCUCCAACAUUCACGCAAUCGUAACUGUCGUAUUUGCCACUACCGGGAUCAUAAUGACUGUUUUUAUUAUAGCAGUUUACAUAAAACAUUCAGAGGCACCGGCCAUUAAAGCAAGCGCUCGAGAACUUUGCUUUAUUUUACUAACCGGAGUAUUCAUAGCUUACGCGAUACCCUUUUUACUGCUAUUAAAGCCAAAUUUGAUAGUGUGUGCCGCACAAAAAUUGUCGAUAGGAAUGGCGUUCUCGUUAAUGUAUUCGGCUCUACUCGUAAAGACAAAUCGCAUUGCGAGGAUUUUUGACUCGUCGAACGUGAAAGCCGCGAGACCGAUGUUUAUCAGCCCCAGUUCACAGGUUGUCAUCACUGGAUGUUUGAACCUAGUUGAGCUGGUCUUCAUCAUAAUGUGGUUUCUGGCCUCUAAGCCGGAGGCAAUUGUGAACGAACCCUCUCUUUUCCGACUGCAGCUAAUCUGUCAGAACUUCAACGAGUUUUCAUACGUUGCCGGGAUAACCUACCCGCUAAUUCUAUUAUGCGUGUGCACAUAUUACGCAAUAAUCACCCGAAAGAUACCCGAAUCUUUCAACGAGUCGAAGUACAUCGGGUUAACUGUUUACACGACUUGCGUAGUUUGGGUUUCUUUUUUCCCGAUCUAUUUCAUGUCGUCGGACAAUUUAGACAUUCGGACAAUUACACUUUCGGUUACUUGCAUGGUUUCGGCUAGUGUGGUGGUAGCUUGUCUAUUUGCCCCGAAGCUGUAUAUGGUGUUAGGCAAAAAAGAGACCACUUUGCCGAAAAACAGCGGGGCAACAAUGCGAUUUAGAACAAAAAUCGAAACGGUCGAAGCUAGGACUCAACCGCUAUCCCCCACUCCUGUUGCCAAAGCUUCAAACAGUCCCAACAUUCAGAGUUGCUGUUGUAACUGUACUUCUGGGCGAGGAAGUAGCGAACAUUCCAAUAAAAUUAACCAGAGCGCUGUUUAGUACAUUUGAAGUGAAAUUGUGAAAAAUGAAAGUCACUUUUUUGAGAAAAAAAAUUUUCUCUAGAGAGCCGUGGUGCAAUUCCUCUAAAGACCCGUGGUGCAAUUUCGUGGUGCAAUUCCUGCGAUGACUAUUAAAAUGGUGUCGGAUUUUGUCGAUGUAGCCCAUUUAUUUACCAUUAAGAAACAGUUGAAUACAAAGAAUUAAAAACUCAAUUUGGGUUAGAUUGCGUUAUGUUUUAUU